AUGUGCCCUGAUAAGGCAGAACUGGCCAAGCCGGACUCGGAAAAGCAGCAGCCUGUUGCCGCUGAGCAGGGUAAAAAAACAAAUAGUGAGGAGGAUGUUGUGGAGGGAGACACUGCUAAUGUUGCGGCGGGAGAACCCGCCGCUGCUGCCGCUGCUGCUGCUGGCGCGACUGCCGCUGCGGGGGAACCAGCGGUGGUAGAGGAGGAUGUGACAGGAAACAUUGUUAAAGAGGCGGUGGAGGACGGUGGUAAUGGUGCGAGUAUAGGAGAGGAUGAGAGCACGGUGGUCGAACACAGAGAGAACGACGAACUGUUGGAGGAGUUCUGUGAGGAACUACCUCAGGUCUCUGCGGAGACCAACCUGGAGUUGGAACGGCCUCUGAGCCUGCAGGAACUACACACAGCCCUCCUUGGCAUGAAGGGUCGGAAGUCUCCAGGCGUUGACGGGCUCACGGUCGAGUUCUACAAGGCCUAUUGGGAGCUUCUGGCCCAAGACGUGCUCGACGUAUUCAACGAGAGUCUGUCUACCGAAGAACCCUUGGUGUACGGAGCAAGACUGGAUGUUGAAGAGGACACGUUCCUGGGGCUAACAGAGACGCUGUCUAGAGCCGGAAUGGUGACCUUAAAGAGGCUGAUUCGAGCGUCAGGAGCAGACUUUGGCGAUGCCCAGAAGGUCGCUGCCGCACUGAAAGAUCACAUGAGAAUUCAUACAGGUGAAAAACCAUUCACUUGUCCAGCUUGUGGAAAAGACUUAUGGAAAAGUUUCCGGAGGAAACAUAAGUUAGUUAAUCACAUCAGAAUUCACACGGGUGAGAAACCUUUCUCAUGUGAGACCUGUGGGAAAAGUUUCUGGAGGAAAUAUAAAUUAGUUAAUCACAUCAGAAUUCACACGGGUGACAAACCUUUCUCAUGUGAGACCUGUGGAAAAAGUUUCUCUCAAAAGCAAAGCUUAACUGUUCACAUGAGAUCUCACACAGGUGAGAAACCUUUCUCAUGUGGGAUUUGUGGAAGAAGUUUCACUCAAAAAAACAACUUAACUUCUCACAACAGAAUUCACACAGGUGAGAAGCCGUUCUCAUGUGAGGCCUGUGGAAAAUGUUUCCCUCAUAAAAAAAGUUUAACUGUUCACAUGAGAUCUCACACAGGUGAGAAACCUUUCUCAUGUGGGAUUUGUGGAAAAGGUUUCACUCAAAAACAUAGAUUAACUUCUCACAUCAGAAUUCACACAGGUGAGAAGCCAUUCUCAUGUGAGGCCUGUGGAAAAUGUUUCCCUCAUAAACAAAGUUUAACUGUUCACAUGAGAUCUCACACAGGUGAGAAACCUUUCUCAUGUGGGAUUUGUGGAAAAAGUUUCACUCAAAAACAGUGCUUAACAUCUCACAACAGAAUUCACACAGGUGAGAAACCUUUCUCAUGUGGGAUUUGUGGAAAAGGUUUCACUCAAAAACAGUACUUAACAUCUCACAACAGAAUUCACACAGGUGAGAAGUAG
This is a messenger RNA of Poeciliopsis prolifica (blackstripe livebearer), 1491 nucleotides long. Its product is annotated as zinc finger protein OZF-like. Lineage: Eukaryota; Metazoa; Chordata; Actinopteri; Cyprinodontiformes; Poeciliidae. The coding region runs from base 1 to 1491 and encodes 496 amino acids. The record is from RefSeq and is a predicted model, not a curated record. Gene Ontology annotation, cellular component: nucleus. Gene Ontology annotation, biological process: regulation of transcription by RNA polymerase II; central nervous system development. Gene Ontology annotation, molecular function: DNA-binding transcription factor activity, RNA polymerase II-specific; RNA polymerase II cis-regulatory region sequence-specific DNA binding. The transcript is spliced from 5 exons.